Molecule: messenger RNA, 1280 nt
Organism: Purpureocillium takamizusanense
Lineage: Eukaryota; Fungi; Ascomycota; Sordariomycetes; Hypocreales; Ophiocordycipitaceae
Exons: 2
Coding region: 44-1189 (381 amino acids)
Cellular component (GO): mitochondrion
Source: RefSeq, a predicted model, not a curated record
CUUCAACGUCACGGGUGCCGUCGCGCACAACACAAUUCCCAACAUGUCACGAAUACCACGAGCGAGCGGCUUGAAGGCCUUGUCUUUGAACCUUGCGCCGUCAUUGAGUACCGCCGCCCGACCGUCGUUUGCCGCCACGCGCGUCAUCUCGACCACGUGUGCCGCCCGAGGAAAGAACACGGAAUGGGUGCGAGGCAAGCUGUGGAAGGGCGAGGCGCCGGGCCCGGAAGAUCCAUACACACAGAGACCAGAGCCCGAGGACUCUUCGAACCUCCCGGAACAAGCUUUGGAGUACCAGCCCCAAUCGGACAAGACUCCAGCUGCGAUCCUGGCCACACGCCUGGCCUUGCCACCGAAGCGGACAGAAGCCACACCCGAGGCGCAAUUGCAGUCGUCGGAUCCGACGUACGUGCCGGCGACAGAGGCAGAGGGCCUUGAAGAAAUUAGUACCACCAAGACUUGGUGGGACCAGCCCGGCCACUGGGGCGCGGAGAGCGAAUUUGACGCCUUUGGAAGCGCUGCGAAGGUGACAGACAAAAGAAUCGUGGAGGUCUACCUAAGAAGAGCAGUUGUUGAGCUGCUCGCCCUGCAAGAAUCGGGCGUCUUUGCAGACUGGGCGAUGAAGAGGUGGAACGAGGGCGACCGAAACGCCUUGGAUAGCACACUCGCAGUCGAUAUCCAUGUGCAGGAUGGCAAGGCCUCGCUCAAGGGCGACGUCUCGUCGCUCUCCCAGAGCCUGACGGCUGAUCUGGAAGAAGCCGAUUUACCGGAGAGAGUCACCCUCGACGAGGCCAAGGAGAUUGUCAAGGCGUGGGACCCCGCAUGGAAGAGCAUCGCGCUCGACGAGCAAGCCAAGUUUGUUGUUCGGAAGCGCCUCUACCAGCUCACGGGCAACCUCGUUCCCGACGCCAAGCUCGCCGCGGCCACGACCGUCAAUCACAUCCUUACGCUCGCCUCAAAGGAGCCCAAAUCGCCGAAACUUGCAGAACUGCUCAGCCGGCGGGACGACCUGCAGCGUCUCUCCAACGUCAAGGUGCAUAGCCGCAAGAUCGGCGCCAUCGAGAAGGAGACUGUCGUGGGCCGCUGGAAGGUGAUCGAGGAAGAGCUCAAGAAGCGCGGCCUGCCUGUCACAGGCACGGCGGGUCUGACCAAGAACAAGGAGAGGGACUGGAUCACGGGCAAGAUUUGAGCGGACGCCGCGGAGGGGCCCUGGCAGAGUACCGAGGGGUAUGCCAUGUACAUCUACUGUGAAGAAUACAAUCCAUCCAUGUAUCAACAGG